Messenger RNA from Capsicum annuum, 2405 nucleotides. Its product is annotated as AFG1-like ATPase. Gene Ontology annotation, cellular component: mitochondrion; cytoplasm; chloroplast. Lineage: Eukaryota; Viridiplantae; Streptophyta; Magnoliopsida; Solanales; Solanaceae. The record is from RefSeq and is a predicted model, not a curated record. The coding region runs from base 553 to 2061 and encodes 502 amino acids. The transcript is spliced from 15 exons. Gene Ontology annotation, molecular function: ATP binding; ATP hydrolysis activity.
AAAAAUAUACUUUUAACUCUUUGUUCAUUUUUUUUUUUUUUUUUUUUUUGCUGCUACUAUGAUAUUGUUUUUCCCAAUGAAAUUCCAGAAAAAUAGGUUCUUGAAAAACUGUGUUUGCUUUUUACAUAAAAAGAAACUUAAAGUUCCAUGAAAAUAGGGCCUUGAAAAUCUCUUUCUUGUUUCUUGGUCUUUAUUAUAUAUAAGAAGAAUUUUGACACCCCAUAUAGAAAAAAUAAGUUCUUUUGCUUGUUUAUCCAAUGUUUAUCUGUUAAAAUUCAAAAAAUAAAAUAAAAUAAAAAACACAGACACACACAGAUAGAUACAGAAAAAAGAUUGAGAAAUCUGCAUGCAUUUGUGUGUGUUUGUGCUGUGAUUUUUGGUUGUUUCAACUUUUUCUUGAAGAUCAGUUUUCUUGCAGUUGUGGGGUUUGGGUCAAUUAGCCUUGAAUUCUAUAAGAAACUGGUGUUUAUUCAAGGAACUUGUUGAGGCUACUCUAAGAGAAAUUAGGGAGGAAUAAAAAUUUGCUGUUUUUCCUGGAGGUUUGGAAUCGAAAUGAGGAAAGUUCUGCAAUCUGUGAGGCAAAUUAGAUCCGCUCUGCAGUAUAGAAAUGAUAAUGUGCUUAAUAGUCUUGUAAGAAGACAAAACUUUUCGACUGAUAUAAGACGUGGCUGUAUAUGCAAACUGUCCUAUAAUGAUGGUGUUACUAGACAUUGCCAACCAUAUAACAUGUCAUUCAGAGCCAUGUUUGCUGAUGUAGCUACAAUUAGGAAUGGAGUGGAGACCAAAGGCGGGCCUCUAGUGGAAUAUGAACGAAGAAUUGCCGAAGGUGAGCUCUUGGAUGGAGAUGCUUGCCAGGUAGGCACAUUGCAAGAGCUCCAAAGACUUUAUGAUCAGCUCAUUGAAAAAGCUGAAGAUUGCCGGUUAGACAAAUAUGCCUCUUCUGAUAAAGCCAGCAGGAGUAGAUGGUUAUGGUCCCGUCUCUUACCACAGUCAUCAUAUUCCCCUGUCAAAGGAUUAUAUCUUUAUGGGGGAGUUGGGACAGGCAAAACAAUGUUAAUGGAUCUGUUUUACGACCAGUUGCCUGGCAGUUGGAGGAAAAAGAGAAUCCAUUUCCAUGACUUCAUGCUGAAUGUUCAUAGCCGAUUACAGAAGCACAAGGGUGUGCCAGAUCCUCUAGAAGUUGUGGCAGGAGAGAUAUCCGACGAGGCCAUUUUGUUGUGUCUUGAUGAAUUCAUGGUGACUGAUGUGGCUGAUGCAUUGAUUCUGAACCGCUUGUUUAGGCAGUUAUUCAGCAACGGUGCUAUUCUUGUUGCUACUUCAAACCGUGCUCCCGAUAACCUUUAUGAGCGUGGACUGCAGAGGGAUCUUUUCCUUCCUUUUAUAGCUACUGUAAAGGAAAGAUGCGUCGUACGUGAAAUUGGUUCAGCAGUGGACUACAGGAAGUUGACUUCGGCCGAACAAGGCUUCUACUUUAUUGGAAAAGAUCUCUCGAGUGUUCUUAGAAAGCAAUUCCAAAUGCUAAUAGGGGAUGCUCAACCAGUUCCACAAGAGGUCGAAGUUGUCAUGGGAAGGAAAUUACAGGUUCCAUUGGGUGCUAAUGGAUGUGCAUUAUUUUCAUUUGAGGAACUCUGUGAUAGGCCUCUUGGUGCGGCAGACUAUUUUGGACUAUUCAAAAACUUUCAUACGCUGGCUCUGGAAGGUGUACCGAUUUUUGGGCUUCACAAUAAAACUGCAGCAUACCGUUUUGUGACGUUGGUUGAUGUAAUGUAUGAAAAUAGAGCUAGACUUUUAUGCACGGCUGAGGGAUCUCCCAUCGAACUUUUUGAAAGGAUCGUGACAAUAUCCGACGCCCAAAACAUGGCACCUAGAACAUCUUCAAGGUCAAGGAAGAACGAUGAUUUUGACCUUUGUGUGGACAACGAGUUAGGUUUUGCAAAAGAUCGCACCAUUAGUAGGUUGACAGAGAUGAAUAGCAGAGAGUACUUGGAACAACAUGCUGAAAUGUUAGCCAAGAAGCAGCAGCAUCCACAGGAAAAUUGCGCUGCAAAAAUAGAGGCGUAAUUGUUAGGACUUCCAUACAUUUUUCCCAACUCAAGGGAUCAAUUCUUGUCUGUAAAAUUGUGCAAUAGCAUCAUAAGGAAAAAAGUGUAGGUUGAUUAAAGUUUAGGCUGGAAAUGAGAUCCAGAAGUGUGAUAUAUUGUAGUGAUGAUUUAGUUGGAAAUUUGGAUAGAGAAAUAAUAUUAGUUUUUGUGAUUACUUAGAUGAUGAUUAUGCCAAAAUCUUGAAUAAGAAUGGCAUUUAUGAGCAAUUGUUGCUAUUAAAAAUAGUGUUGUACUUCAAAAAUGUCACUUUUUUAGUUGGUAUUAUUUUUAUGUAUCCAGUAUCACAAAGGUCUUGAUAUGCAA